This is a messenger RNA of Oncorhynchus nerka (sockeye salmon), 8445 nucleotides long. Its product is annotated as potassium voltage-gated channel subfamily H member 1-like. The coding region runs from base 785 to 3670 and encodes 961 amino acids. Lineage: Eukaryota; Metazoa; Chordata; Actinopteri; Salmoniformes; Salmonidae. Gene Ontology annotation, cellular component: plasma membrane. The record is from RefSeq and is a predicted model, not a curated record. Gene Ontology annotation, biological process: regulation of membrane potential; potassium ion transmembrane transport. The transcript is spliced from 14 exons. Gene Ontology annotation, molecular function: delayed rectifier potassium channel activity.
UCGGAACUAGAAGCACAAGCAUUUUACUACACAUCUGCUAACCAUGUGUAUGUGACCAAUAAGAUUUGAUUUGUUUCCCAAACUCGGGUCCUGGGGCCCUGUUACACUUAUUUUAUUUUUGCUUGAGCAAUACACAGCUAAUUCAAAUAACCAACAUUAAGUUGACCUGGGGGUCGGGAACGAGUUUGGGAAACUCAUUUUCUAGUGGAUGUAUAAUAUGGUUCUUUCAGGAUGGUAUACCAUAUAUCAGUGGUUCUCAAACCUCUCCUCAGGGAUCCCCAGACGUUUCACAAUUUUGCUGUAGCCCUGAAUUGGCCCAACUAACUCGCCUAGUCAAGAGCUUGAUAAUGACUUGAGAAGUAGAAUUAGGUGCGAUAGCUCCGGAAUAGAUCAAAUACAUGGAACGGCUGGGGGUCCCCGAGGAGAGGGUUCAGAAUCACUGCCAUAUAUCACCGGCAGAUGGCACUCGUAGUUUGAAUGAAGAACCACAAAAGCCCGUGGACCACAAGUCAGGCGCGCCGCUGCGCUCAAACAAGCGCGGAGGAUAAUUUCCUAUGCGCGUCCUGACGUGCUGUUGGCGCUUGCUAGACUGGGGAAGCGCAGCCAGCGACUGGGAGAAGUCUUUAUAGCAGUAGCAGCUAUAGACGAGCUCUUUAUCUAAAGCUCACUCACUCCGUACAGAUAAAAGGGACCAUGAAGACAGACGUCUGGAGUUAUAGUUUUGCUGACAGCAUACAGCCCCACCGACAGCUUCCACACACGGACGACUGAAUGACGAACCAGGAUGGCCGGAGGAAGGAGAGGACUUGUAGCCCCUCAAAACACUUUUUUAGAAAAUAUUGUCAGACGAUCUAACGAUACCAAUUUUGUUCUUGGGAAUGCUCAGAUCGUGGACUGGCCCAUCGUCUAUAGCAACGAUGGCUUCUGCAAGCUGUCGGGGUACCACAGGGCAGAAGUCAUGCAGAAGAGCAGCACAUGCAGCUUCAUGUACGGGGAGCUCACAGACAAAGAUACUAGCCAGAAAGUACGGCUAACGUUUGAAAACUACGAGAUGAAUUCGUUUGAAAUACUCAUGUAUAAAAAGAACAGAACGCCGGUAUGGUUCUUCGUGAAGAUAGCCCCUAUACGAAACGAACAGGAAAAAGUGGUGCUGUUUCUGUGCACCUUCAGUGACAUCACAGCCUUUAAACAGCCAAUAGAAGAUGAAACCUCGAAAGGUUGGGGGAAGUUCGCUCGGCUAACUCGUGCUCUGACCAGCAGUAGAGGAGUGUUACAGCAGCUACAGCCUACUGUACACAAGGGAGAGAACGUCCACAAGCACUCCCGCCUAGCUGAGGUCCUCCAGCUAGGCUCAGACAUCCUCCCCCAGUACAAGCAGGAGACUCCCAAGACGCCGCCCCACAUCAUCCUCCACUACUGCGCCUUCAAGACCACCUGGGACUGGGUCAUCCUCAUCCUGACUUUCUACACCGCCAUCAUGGUUCCUUACAAUGUCUCCUUCAAGACCAAGCAGAACAACGUGACGUGGUUGGUGGUGGACAGCAUUGUAGACGUUAUCUUCCUGGUGGACAUCGUGCUCAACUUCCACACUACCUUUGUGGGCCCGGCCGGAGAGGUCAUCUCUGACCCCAAGCUCAUCAGGAUGAACUACCUGAAGACCUGGUUCGUCAUCGACCUGCUCUCCUGCCUGCCUUACGACGUCAUCAACGCAUUUGAGAAUGUGGACGAGGGGAUCAGCAGUCUGUUCAGUUCUCUGAAGGUGGUCCGGCUGCUGCGCUUGGGCAGGGUAGCUCGUAAACUGGACCACUACAUUGAGUAUGGAGCCGCCGUCCUCGUCCUGUUGGUGUGUGUCUUUGGCCUGGCUGCCCACUGGCUGGCCUGCAUCUGGUACAGUAUUGGUGACUAUGAGGUGAUAGACGAGGAAACGGGCAUCCUGCGGACAGACAGCUGGCUGUACAUGCUGGGGGAGACGGUGGGCUCUCCAUACCGCUUCAACGCCAGCGGGACAGGGAAGUGGGAGGGCGGCCCCAACAAAGACUCGGUCUACAUCACAUCUCUAUACUUCACCAUGACCUCUCUGACCAGUAUAGGGUUUGGAAACAUCGCCCCUACCACCGAUGGAGAGAAGAUCUUCGCUGUCGCCAUGAUGAUGAUCGGAUCCCUUCUUUAUGCCACCAUCUUCGGUAACGUCACCACCAUCUUCCAGCAGAUGUACGCCAACACCAACCGCUACCACGAGAUGCUGAACAGCGUCCGUGACUUCCUCAAGCUCUACCAGGUGCCCAAGGGGCUGAGCGAGAGGGUCAUGGAUUACAUCGCCUCCACCUGGUCCAUGUCCCGGGGCAUAGAUACUGAAAAGGUAUUGCAGAUAUGCCCUAAGGACAUGAGGGCAGAUAUCUGCGUCCACCUCAACAGGAAAGUCUUCAAAGAACACCCUGCGUUCAGGUUGGCCAGUGACGGGUGCCUGCGUGCCCUGGCCAUGGAGUUCCAGACUAUCCACUGUGCCCCUGGCGACCUCAUCUACCAUGCCGGGGAGAGUGUUGACAGCCUCUGUUUCGUGGUGUCAGGGUCCCUGGAGGUCAUCCAAGAUGAUGAGGUGGUGGCCAUCUUGGGUAAGGGGGACGUGUUUGGGGAUGUGUUCUGGAAGGAGGUGACCCUAGCCCAGGCGUGUGCCAACGUGCGUGCCCUGACCUACUGUGACCUCCACGUCAUCAAACGAGACGCCCUGCAGAAGGUUCUGGAGUUCUACACAGCCUUCUCUAACCACUUCUCACGGAACCUGCUGCUCACUUACAACCUGCGGAAGAGGAUUGUGUUCAGAAAGAUCAGCGAUGUGAAACGAGAGGAGGAGGAGCGCCUGAGACGAAAGAAUGAGGCGCCCCUCAACCUCCCGCCGGACCAUCCGGUCCGUCGGCUCUUCCAGCGGUUCCGGCAGCAGAAGGAGGCCCGUGUACAUCAGGAGCGGGCUGACCCAUCCGAUGACCUGGAGAGAGGCCAGACCGUUUAUGUUGAGCCCAUUCCCAUCCAUGAAAUCAUCACCACCACCAGCAUUGUCACCGUCACCGAAAGUCCAGCCACGCCCAUUCCUUCAAUCUCCAUCUUGGCGUCCACAACCUCCGGCCCCUCAGAAAAAGCCCAGCUCCAGGCCCCGUCUCUCCAAUUGUCAGAGCCAGCCAAGGUCAAAGGCUGGGGUCGCUUCAAGGAGUCCAACUGGAACAAGGUGUCCAAAGCCGAGUCCAUGGAGACGCUACCCGAACGGACCAAGGCAGGGGCAGCCCACGAGUCCCAGACCUCGCUCAAGAAAACCGGCUCGUGCGACAGCGGCAUUACCAAGAGUGAUCUGCGCCUGGACAACGUGGGGGACGGCGCCCGAACCACGGGCAACACGCCACAGGACCGCAGCCCUGUGGUACCCCCUGAGGUGGCCAAGCAGCACGCCUUCUACCCUAUCCCAGAGCAGACUCUCCAUGCUUCCCUCCUGGAGCUCAAGCUGGAGCUCAAAGAAGACUUGAAGGCCUUGAACACCCGCAUGGCCGGCCUGGAGACUCAGCUAGCAGAGGCUCUGAAGCUCCUCAAGGCUCAAAGGAGAGCUCCCAGCUCCCCCAAGCCUCUCUUUGAGAUCUCCAGACCCACCUCGCCAGACUCGGACAAGGAGGACAUAUUUUCGUAGAAGCAGAGGGGCUUAUGUUGAGUGUGUGAAGAUGGUUAACAGAUUCAGAAAAUCUUUAUUGUCCCAAUGCUGGGCAAUUUAGUCAUAGGGUCAGAGAUGUUGCAAGUUGUUGGCGUGUCUCAGCUGAGGCCAUUGCUUAGCCCUCACCUUGCUGAUGCCUGUGAAGAGCAGCAGAUGAUGACGCUACGAUGCUGUUGAUUUUAAGAGAACCUGGUGGUUUUACCCCUGUGGGCCAUGGAACCUUGGAGUUGAGCCUGUUGGUCACUUUGAAGAUUCUGGGGUGAGUGUGGUGAAAGGGUUUCAAGGCACAGUGCAGUGACCUUAAGACCACCAUGGGUUUGGCUACCCUCUGUGACCUACAGACACAGGUUCACACCUAUACUCCUGUACGCUUGUGUUGUGCUAGUCUGCUCGCGCACAUCUGCUGUAUAUUUUGGUAGAGACUUUAUUUUUUUUACCAGUCUAUGGAGUAAGAGCAGAGCAGCGAUGAAUGUUGUAUUGUUCACCUUCAUUAUCCUUGUAGAUCUCCAGUGGGAUCACUAUCUAUCAGUGGUUCUCAGAUGAUCUAUAAGGGGUGAAUACAUAUUUUACUUUCUUUGUGCCACCAGUGUACAAUAGAUUCUGUAUGUAUUCACAAUGUCAUUCUAUCACCCUGUAAUACUUUACAAGACUUUCUGGAUACACUAUAUAUAUAUAUAAAAGUAUGUGGACACCCUUUCAAAUGAGUGGAUUCGGCUAUUUCAGCCACACCCGUUGCUAACAAGUGUAUAAAAUUGAGCACACAGCCAUGCAAUCUCCCUAGACAAACACUGGCAGUAGAAUGGUCUUACUGAAGAGCUCAGUAACUUUCAACGUGGCACUGUCAUAGCAUGCCACUUUUCAAACAAGUCAGUUAAUCAAAUUUCUGCCCUGCCCUGGUCAACUGUAAGGGCUGUUUUUCAUGGUUUGAGCUAGGCUCCUUAGUUCCAGUGAAGGGAAAUCUUAACUCUACAGCAUACGAUGACAUUCUAGAUGAUUCUGUGCUUUCAACUUUGUGGCAAUAGUUUGAGGAAGGCCCUUUCCUGUUUCAACAUGACAAUGCCCCCGUGCACAAUGCGAGGUCCAUACAGAAACGGAUGCCGAGAUCGGUGUGGAAGAACUCGACUGGCCUGCACAGAGCCCUGACAUCAACCCCGUCAAACUCCUUUGGGAUGAAAUGGAAUGCUAACUGCGAGCCAGGCCUAAUCACCCAACAUCAGUGCCCGACCUCACUAAUGCUCUUGUGGCUGAAUGGCAGCAAGUCCCUGCAGCAAUGUUCCAACAUCUAGUGGAAAGCCUUUCCAGAAGAGUGGAGGCUGUAAUAGCAGCGAAGGGGGGACCAACUCCAUAUUAAUGCCCAUGAUUUUGGAAUGUGAUGUUCUGCGAGCAGGUGUCCACAUACUUUUGGUCAUGUUGUGUACCUCGGGGGGGGUUGCCUUUAUAAAUGCAAAAAGGCUAUACAUGCAUUCAAAACAGGUGGUACUGCACACUGAGCUUUGUACUUGCUAUAAAUCAUCCAACCCCCUUUCAGACUGACCAACCAUCACCGUAUGUCUUAGCAGUUCUCUAUUCAAUAUGAUAUCCAUAGCCAAGUAACCAACAUCCAACCACCUUUUGUUGACUGCUUGGUCAGUGUUCUUGGCCGAUGGUUCCAGUGCUGGGAAUGUCUCUGAACUGUUUCAGUUGCACUAACAACACUCCACCUCGCCAUGUUGAGCUGUUUGCAUGUGGAGGAGGUUGCUUUAUUUAGCUGAUUCUUAGUUUUUUUUGUUCAUCUAACCGAUGGCAUUUGUAACUGUGUCUUCCUACAAAAAAAUACUUCACUGCAAAGCAUGACUUGCUGCAUGACUCGCAUUGUUAAACAUACAUUCAUUUCAGUACUGUUUGGCCCUGCAGCUUGCCGUAGGCUAGCUUACUGUAUAGUACUGUGAACUCCAUUGCUGAAUAUCAAAGGCAGACAUAACUUUGAGGCCUGUGAAUUAGUAACCAAUGUAAAUGUUUUAAAUAGGUACACAGGACAUGAUUACACGGGACAUGCACAGAUACAUAGGACAUGUAGAUGACCUUCUGUCACUAAUUGGAAACUAGCAGUGCCAAAGUUCUCAACCACUGUGUUCACAUCUUCAGUGAGUUUAACAUAACUAAUCACAUCCUAGCAGUGUCAUCUUAAUAUACAGUUUGAUGAUGAUGAUGAUCUUGCUGUUAACUGCUGCCAGAGUUCCACCUGUGACUAUAUGGGACUAACUGGCAUUCGUGCCCAGUCUCUUGCAUGCAACAAGACAGUGUUAGCCUGUAUUCAAGCCUCGGCAUUAGUUUGGGUAGCUAACGUGAAUCUUCAGGUCUCUGGCAAGGUUACCAAUCCUGUGAGUUGGGUUCAAUAAACCAGCUUCAGUACAUUUAUAUGUAGUUCAUUAUCAGUCUUAAGGGAGGUCUCCACGGUUCAGUGUUCCCAUUGGGCUACAUAACGCUACAUAAUGGCUACAUUGGGGUACAUAAUGGCUGCAUUGUGCUACAAAUUCCGCAGAUGGCUACAAACAUAGACAGCUGCAACACUGCACUCAAUUAAUUAUGUAGUAAAAGAGCAAAAAAUCAUAUCUCUGCUGUAACUGCCUGCGAUUACAAUGCGUGAACAAAAUCCAACCCAUAUCGUGAUCGUAUUACAUUAGGCUACAUUUUGAGGAUUUGUUCAUGCUGGAACCUGAAGGAAACUACGACUUAUGAAUGUUACCACGUUUAUCUUUCACCAUACACAACAUGGAAUGUGGAGGGUCUUCACUUACAGACAAUAUUAGCAAUAAUUAUGAAUAGUAUAAUUCCGAUCCUGGACAGAUAUUAAUUGUAGUCAACAGAAGCACACUACGUAAAGCCAAUAUGUAUAGUGCUUUAUGACUUGUCAUAUGCAUAUAUGACCCUUCAAAAUGUGUUGUUAUAGGCUAUGUUAUGCAUUUAUAUAAAGCAUUUCUUUCUGAAAAUAGUUGUUAUGUAUUAAGGAUCACUAUGAGAUAAGACAUUGCAAGGAUCAUAUGCAUAUUGCAAGUCUUAUAAUGCAUUAUAACAACAUCAUGCAUUAUCCGUGUUGGCGUUAAGUAAAGUGGUACCCUGUAACCUAUACAGUUAUGAUUGUUUACUGCUGACCCGAAUGACCCCUAUUGGUGUCAAUGUGUUACUAUUUUCUAGUAAAUUGGAAACAAAAUGCACACACUUUACUUAAACAUACCUUAACUUUGGCCUAGAUUCACGGUCUCCAUGAUACAGAGAAGUGAACAUGAAGAGAGGAUAGCUUGUUUAUUUUUGAACACAUUUAGCUUGACAUACGGUAUAGUAAUGUUUAAUGGGCCAAUGCCUGAGUAAGGGGGUGUUGUUUGAACGAGAAAAAUGAGGCUGUACUCUAUGCAUUAUAAUGCUCAAAUGUUUCUAAAUAUUAUAGCAUGCUUUUGUUAAGUGUCCCAAUAUGGCCACCAUGGGCAACUACAACAAUGAUGUCAUUUGGUUGGUGCAUAUUGAUGUAAUGUAACUUUAUUCUUCAAUAUGUUUCCAUCUGAAAUCACAUCAUCAAAUGUACAUCAAUAAUGCAUUUACCACACUUAUAUGGAAACUUGAUGUACAUUCUCAUGCCAGCUGCUUGAUGCAUGUGUGCAAUAUUUGAUGCUAAACUUUUAGAAGUAUUUAUUCUUGGCUUAGUGCGUUCGCCUGCAUUAAUGGGUGAUCCCUAUGUGUUGGGUUUUAUUACUGUGAUGACAUCACAGAGGGGAAGGGUUGUUUAGAACAUCAAUUGAUAGAGAGCUCUGAUGGAUAGCAUCACGAUUCGAUUGUGGGUAAUCUGGGGCUCUCCUAGGUUCCUCCCCCUUAUCUACAUUGAUUGGAAAGACAGUUAAAACCUUAUGGUGGACGCUGGUCAUUAGGCUAGCUUUAACCUGGUCACUUCUUUCAGAUCAGUGUAAUAAACUAGAGGAAGCUAUGAGAGAACUGACAUUUUAGACAAUUGAGAAAGAGCCUACCAGCUAUUCAGUUAGUGCUUGUCUGCCUCCUUGUCUGCGUCCCAAAUCGCACCCUAUUUUCUAUAUAGGACACUACUUUUGAACAGGUCACCUGGUCAAAAUAAGUCCACUAUAUAGGGAAUAGGGUGCGAUUUGGGAUGCAAACUUCCAUGCAUGAGCCUGGUCAGUAAAACCUGAUCAUCACCAACACCUUGUUUAACGGCCCAGACUCCCUGAGCACCAAAAAAACCCUUAAACUUGAUUCUCUGUUGCACUCCUUAAAACAUGUGAGCAUGAUUACUUCAGACCAGUUUAAACAACAUUAAACUAUUUUUGUGGUCAGCUCAGGGUUGCUGCCUAGUGGCACUAUGUAUGUACAUACUACUUUGGAAUGUCAUAGCGAGAGAGAGAGAGAGAGAGAGAGAGAGAGAGAGAGAGAGAGAGAAUAUUGGUUACACUUUACUUUAAGGGUACCAACAGUAUAUAAGGACUUUAACACAAUCAUAAUGAACAUAUUUUUUGACCUACUGUAGUUGUCAUAAGCAUUUAGUAAAGGUACUGUAUAUGUGCUGUAUAUGGGUUAUACAUAUGUUAUGAAGUGCUUAUGUAGAUACCCUUCAAGUAAAGUGUUACUAAAAUAUCAAACAUUAAUAUAAAUAUAUCAUGAGGACAGUAAUGUCACGAUACUCAUACGUUCCCUGUAAUGAUACUGUACAUGUAAUUAUUGUAAGCACAAAUGAGAGUAUUUGUAAUGAUAUGUAAAAUACUAUUUAUAAUAAA